This is a messenger RNA of Haliotis rufescens (red abalone), 7554 nucleotides long. Its product is annotated as multiple epidermal growth factor-like domains protein 6. Gene Ontology annotation, molecular function: protein tyrosine phosphatase activity. Gene Ontology annotation, biological process: protein dephosphorylation. The record is from RefSeq and is a predicted model, not a curated record. Lineage: Eukaryota; Metazoa; Mollusca; Gastropoda; Lepetellida; Haliotidae. The transcript has 25 exons. Bases 115 to 5262 code for a protein of 1715 amino acids.
AUGUGAUGUACACACCAUGAGGGAAGGCUGUUUCUAAACCAACAUAAUCACAGUGACGACUUAAUUCACAAGAGAGGCAGAGAGGCUACAUGUGAUUUCAACAGGAGAAGAAACAUGGAGACACGGCUGCUUGCAUAUUGCUGGAUCGUGAUCAUUGCAACAUUCAUAGCAGGAUCUGAAUCUUGUGUGGACACAUUGGGGGAUCAGUGCAAGAAAUUGGAUUGUUCACAACCAGGAAUAGAUGUCAGCUGUGCGAAGACGUGUGCCACUUGCCGAGAAGAAGAAUCUUGUGUGGACACGUUGGGGGAUCACUGCAAGACAGUGGAUUGUUCACAACCAGGAAUUGAUGUCGUCUGUGCGAAGACGUGUGCCACUUGCCGAGAAGAAGAAUCUUGUGUGGACACAUUUGGGGAUCAGUGCAAGAAAUUGGAUUGUUCACAACCAGGAAUUGAUGUCGUCUGUGAGAAGACGUGUGCCACUUGCAGAGAAGAAGGUUGUGCAAACGGUUACUACAGCACAGCUGAGAGAAUCUGUGAAUCCUGUGCCAAACCGCCGGUAUCACAUCGUACUGACUCAUACAACAGUUCCUGUGUGCAAGAGUGUCCCGAUGGCAAGUGGGGACUUGACUGUAAUACGAACUGCGGCAUUGGGUGUAAGUCUACUUGUCGCAGGUGGACUGGUCUAUGCCAUGGUGGAUGUAAACGCUGCUACUGGGGUCCUAAAUGUAAUCAUAUACAUGACGGGUGUAUUUGUAACCAAACCGCCGGGGAAUGUAUGUGUAAAGAAGGACAUUAUGGAGAAACGUGUGACACAAAGUGCUCACCUAAAUGUGAAGGUGGUGUAUGCGAUACCACGGGUACGUGUUCGAGGGGAUGCAAGGAAGGUUGGUCUGGCAAGAUGUGCGAUCACUCCUGUAUAAACUGUUUACUGAGCAAGUGCAUGGCUAAUGGAACCUGUACAGAAGGUUGCAAGGCUGGUUUCUAUGGUAACUUGUGUCAGGUCGCAUGUAACAAACAAUGUCACAAUAGUACAUGUAGAUGGAACACAGGCGAGUGUGACGAGGGAUGUACUGGUGGGUGGUAUGGUGGCAGAUGUGACAUCAGAUGUCCCGGAAACUGUGCUUCAGAAUUGUGUGACAGAACUAAUGGUGCAUGUUCACACUGUCAGAAUAGUUCCAUGGGUUCUAACUGUACCACACCAUGUCCACGUAAUUGUGAUUCGAAGACAUGCGAACAAAAUGAUGGUAGAUGUGUCAAGUGUACAGUUGGCUACAGCGGAUCUAACUGUGACACACCAUGUCCACACCAUUGUGCCACAGAUGCCUGUGAACAACAUGGAGCUAACUGUACAGGAUGCAAACCUGGCUAUAAAGGUCCACACUGCGACACCCGGUGUCCAGAUAAAUGUUCGAGUUGUCACCAAUCUGAAAAUACAUGUAUCUCAUGCAAUGCUAACUGGUACGGGGGAACAUGUGGCAAAUCUUGCAACACAUGUCUGAAUGGUACAUGCAACAUAACUGAUGGAGCCUGCCUAUAUGGAUGUAAACCGGGUAGCUAUGGACACCGCUGUAAUCGAACCUGUAAUGAAAACUGCUUAAAGACAGAAUGUUUCCGUGACUCGGGAAACUGUACACACGGAUGUAAGGACGGCUGGUGGGGGCCUCAGUGUAACAGCAGAUGUCCGUCACACUGUGCCAGGUGUGAUAGAGUUGAUGCUGCAUGUCUGGAAUGUGAGGAGAACUACUAUGGAGAGAACUGUAGCAGCAGGUGUUCCCCCAGGUGCGGCAGCUGUGACGGAACAGGACACUGUCUUACCUGUGCUGAAGGCUGGGAGGGAGACAACUGUCAUGCGUCGAAGAGUCUGCAGCCAUCAACACUAAUAUGGACCUCUGUAGUUGCAAUUCUGCUGCUUAUCAUUGUGGCCAUGACCAUUAAGAUCGUUUCUAAAAGGAGAAAAGCGGUGUACCUCUCCCCCCGUUUUGAGGACAAUGUUUACUCAUCAGUUGAUGACGUGUCACUGUAUGAGUUGGCUGAACCACGAGACAGUACUGGAUCUCAGUAUGCAACAAUUCCAGAUGCUGCAGUAUCGUUGGAAGACAGAGGCUACGAGCAGCUGAGACAGGCUUCCCCUUGCACGGGUUACACGUCUCUGUACACCGACCUAGUCACAGUGACGACUAAACUCACAAGAGAGGGAGGGGAUACACGUGAUCUCGGACGGAGAGGGAGCAUGGAGACACGGCUGUUUGCAUAUUGCUGGAUCGUGAUCAUUGCAACAUUCAGAGCAGGAUCUGGUACGUCUGCAUUUAAUCAAUCUUGUGUGGACACAUUGGGGGAUCACUGCAAGACAGUGGAUUGUUCACAACCAGGAAUUACAGUCAGCUGUGCGAAGACGUGUGCCAUUUGCCGAGAAAAAGGUUGUGCGAAAGGUUACUACAACACAGCUGAGAGAAACUGUGAAUCCUGUGCCAAUCCGCCGGCAUCACAUCAUACUGACUCAUACAACAGUUCCUGUCUGGAAGAGUGUCCCGAUGGCAAGUGGGGACUUGACUGUAAUAUAAACUGCGGCAUUGGGUGUACGUCUACUUGUCGCAGGUGGACUGGUACAUGCCAUGGUGGAUGUAAACGCUGCUACUUCGGUGCUAACUGUAAUCAAACAUAUGAAAGGUGUAUCUGUGACCAAACCGGCGGGGGAUGUAUGUGUAAAGAAGGACAUUAUGGAGAAACGUGUGUCUCAAAGUGCUCACCUAAUUGUGAAGGUGGUGUAUGCGAUACCAAAGGUACGUGUUCGAGGGGAUGCAAAAAAGGUUGGUCUGGCAAGAUGUGUGAUAAGUCCUGUACAAACUGUUUACUGAGCAAGUGCAUGGCUAAUGGAACCUGUACACAGACUUGCAAGGCUGGUUUCUAUGGUAACUUGUGUCAGGUCGCAUGUAACAAACAAUGUCACAAUAUCACAUGUAGAGGGAACACAGGCGAGUGUGACGAGGGAUGUACUGCUGGGUGGUAUGGUGGCCGAUGUGACAUCAGAUGUCCAGGAAACUGUGCUUCAGAAUUGUGUGACAGAACUGAUGGUACGUGUGUCAAGUGUAAAGUUGGCUACAGCGGAUCUCACUGUGACACACCUUGUCCAGGCAAUUGUGCUACGAAGACAUGCAAACAAAAGGAUGGUACGUGUGCCAAGUGUACAGUUGGCUACAGAGGAUCUCACUGUGACACACCUUGUCCAGACCAUUGUGUCACCGAUGCCUGUGAACAACAUGGAGCUUCCUGUACAGGAUGCAAACCUGGCUAUAAAGGUCCACACUGCGACACCCGGUGUCCAGAUAAAUGUUCGAGUUGUCACCAAUCUGAAAAUACAUGUAUCUCAUGCAAUGCUAACUGGUACGGGGGAACAUGUGGCAAAUCUUGCAACACAUGUCUGAAUGGUACGUGCAACAUAAAUGAUGGAGCCUGCCUAUAUGGAUGUAAACCUGGUAGCUAUGGACACCGCUGUAAUCGAACCUGUAAUGCAAACUGCUUAAGGAGAGAAUGUUUCCGUGACUCGGGAAACUGUACACAUGGAUGUAAGGACAGCUGGUGGGGGCCUCAGUGUAACAGCAGAUGUCCGUCACACUGUGCCAGGUGUGACAGAGUUGAUGCUGCAUGUCUGGAAUGUGAGGAGAACUACUAUGGAGAGAACUGUAGCAGCAGGUGUUCCCCCAGGUGCGGCAGCUGUGACGGAACAGGACAUUGUCUUACCUGUGCUGAAGGCUUGGAGGGACACGACUGUCAGGGAUCAACUCGGAUGCAGAUGCUCUGGAUUGUCAUUCCUUGUCUUCUGAUUGCGAUUCUUUUCGUUUUGGCCUUCUUUGUUUUGAGACGAAGUAAUAUGAAAGUCCAGGGCAAAAUCAGAAGUCGAUGUUUCGCAUAUUCUUCAAAACAAUCAACCGUUUUAGCUAUAGACAAUCCAACGUUUGAAACCACUCCUAAGGGAUGCCAAACGCCUGUUGAUGCGGUCGCACCUGAGAUACAACCCCUGAUGAGCGGCGGGAGAGAGCACAGUGCCGCCUCUACUGAAAUCAGAAUGAACGAGAGACAGAGGACAAGGUCUUCCCUCUCACACUCUCUAACAUCCAGUUAUACCUUAAAAUCUGAUGUUUCGCGGCCUCGAACAAAUUGUACAUCCGGUCUUGUUCCGACUCCACACCGCCCAGCCGACACGUCGUAUCCGGAAUGUGUGUGGUCAACGGAAGUCCCAGUUCAACACCUCAACUCCUACGUUGCAAAGAUGAAAAUCGAUGAAGGUUUAACUAAACAGUUUUUUGAUCUUCCGUAUGGUAAACUUGGUUCUUGUGACGAAGCUGAAAUGCCAGGAAAUGCUUUCAAGAAUAGAUACCGAAACAUAUUACCAUACGAUCACUGUCGAGUCAAACUGGGGCCUGUCCACAACAUUCCUGGUUCCGACUACAUCAACGCUAACUAUAUACACGGAUACGGCCGCCCGAGAGCAUUCGUUGCUACACAAGGUCCAUACGGUGAUGUCGUAUGGGAUUUCUGGAGAAUGAUAUGGGAAACAGAAACGAGUAAAAUAGUCAUGUUGACAAACUUUGUUGAAAACAGAAAGGCUAAGUGUGAGAAGUACUGGCCCGACUUCGGCCACCCAGGUUCCAACUACGACGAUGUCCAUGUUCAGUGUGUGGCCGAGGAGGAGAUGAUGGACUACACAGUCAGGACGUUCUCAAUACACAGGGAUGAAGAACCGACUAGAACGCUGAAGCACUACCACUUCACUGCAUGGCCUGACAAAGGAGUACCAGAGGAUGUCGGGAUGCUGGUGGAGUUCCACAGACUGGUCAAGAACGCACCUUCAAGAAGUAAAGGCCCAGUAGUUGUCCACUGCAGCGCUGGGAUAGGACGGACUGGGACGUGGAUCGCUCUGGACUAUUUGAUUGGACAAGCCAAGGCGGAAGGUGUGGUAGAUGUCUAUGAGUGCAUUGUCAGGCUCCGACACCAGCGUAUGGAUUUGAUACAGACUGAGGCGCAGUACAUAUUUCUACACGAUGUCCUUGUAGAGGUUCUCCUAUCAUGUGAUAAGAAGAAGCCGAUGUGUAAGGGUAAAGACAAGGUUAGCGAUGACUACGCAGUCGUGCAGAAACGGAAACGGAAUCCAAUUUUGGAACAAGAAAACGACAAGUAUAGGCAUCGCAUUCAGUUACCUUUGCCAGAGAUCCCCUCCCUCGCUGUCGACAGCUUUCAAGAUCAACCACGGGACAGGCGCAGCUGACGACCGCGUGAUGAGGGCUGUUGAGGUUCCUGAAUACGGAUAUUAUGUCUCAAAGUUGUUGUCAACAGUAAAAUGUAAUCAUACUUACCCAUGUGCAUUGUCCGGAGGUGUUAAUAUCAUGUGUACAUUACAUUCAUUAACUGUGUAAAUAGAGGUUCACCGCAUACAAAUUACUUCUACAUAGUGAGUGAGUGAGUAAGUAGGGUUUUAGUCAAUAUUACAGCAAUAUCCACGCCGUGGACACGUUGGCUUCACACAUUGGAAUCGAACCCAAGUCUUAGGCGUGACGAGUAAACGCUGUGGGGUGUGAUUGGAGGGGGUUCGAAUCAGCGAACUUCUGCUCCCCCGGCAGACGCCCUAUCCACUACACCAAGGAGGCGGUUUCGUAUUUCGGAAUAGGGUAAUGAUUGAUUAAACCUCGAUAUUGAUGAAUUGUAAAGACGUGGGGUGUAUCAAUUAAAGUCAACAGUUACACUGAUCAGUAGAGAUAAUGUUUCAUCGAUUGUACCCGACCUAUGAAGCGCCUAUGGUUUCUAUGGCUGUAUCUAUCAACAAUGACGUUUCUACUGACCCGUUAACGUUUACCCGAACUACAGGAAUGUGCGUGGAGCGCUACACUGGAAAUAUUUCCUUGUUAGGCGACAGUGAAACAGAAAGUCAACAAACCCGUGUGUCGCGGUAACUGGGCCGUGUCAGUGUGACCUUGUUACAGCGUUAUGUAUACUCCAGACUGGGUAGUUAGGGUGCACCGGUAAAUAACAGCUGAUCAUCUGUGUGGACGCGAGUCAACAGUUCACACGUAUUCAUUGUUUUCAUAUGACAUACAUACGGUAUUAGAAGAGCAUAUGCAUAUACAAUAUGAAAGUAUAACAUUCAAAGGACAUGCAGUGUAGCAACAUAGUUCAUACAAUAUGUUAUUUAACUUUUUGCAUAACAACUUGGCAUCAUUUUUUUAACAGUCCUAUUUUUGUAGUGGUAUAGACAGACAAACUUCAGAUUGUUGGGAUAUUUACGAUAAUAUAAUGGGAUACAAGUAUGUCUCUGUUCUUAAAACAACGGGCAGAUUAAUACUAUUAGAUAAUGAAAUUCAUCCCCCAUGUCACUCGUAUCACAUAGUGGACGUAGUCUAUUUGUUAUUCGUACUUUGUUCCAUCUGCCUUUUUCAAUGAAGUCAAUUAUUUGAAGUUCGAAAAAGACAUAUUGGUGUUCUAUAUACAUUAUCCAAAAUUUUAAUAUAGGGUUCAAAAUAUUUUAAGAUUUAAAUAACUUAUAUGUGGUACAUUUGAAGUAUUUUCUAUUUCGUUUCUCAAUUAUACUUGUAGAUAUUGAUCAUGUAAUCUUGUAGAAAUAACAUUAUUUGGCGAGAAGGUAGUAAGACCAUUUGGGGAUUGCCAUGUGUCACUGACACCCAAAUCAUUCAGAUUAUGCUUCACAAAGUUAAUCCAUUAAUGUGUAUAGUGUUCAGAUUCAUAAUCUGAUAAUAACAUGUUAUAUACAAUAUAAGAAAACGUAUUAGAUGACAUCGUUUUUUACUAAAUAGUAUGAUCUACCACCCACGCCUUUGUGAUACGAUGCCAUGCUCUAAACCCAGUCACUGUGCCUGACCACCUGAUCCAUUUGUUCUCAUACAUGUAGGUUGCUGGGUAUCGAUUCUAACCCUGUAUCUUCACCGGUUGUAUAUAUUUGUUGGUGAUUUACAAGCAAUUUAAAUAAUUAACUUAUUUUAUCAUCAUAUGUGUUUAAAUUGUAAAUAUAUGUAAACGCAUGCCAGAUUCAUGUAUUUUGUAUAUUAUGUAAUUUUUGAUAUUAUAUAAUUUUUAUAUUUGAAACUUUUCAUAUUAUGUACCUUUGGAUAUUAUGAAACUUUUGAUAUUAUGCGAUAUUCUUGUGUGUAAAUAGUAGUCCCAUACAUUCUGUUUAAUCACUCCUUCUCUGUUAAAGCUAAGUAAUCUUGACAGCUUUCAUAGAAUAUCUAUUACAGUAAAAAGCCUUCAAAUGUAAAUCAUAAAGUCAUGUAUCUGAACAUAAAAAAUAAACAGUCCAUUAAACAAACAUGUUAAAAGCAGAUUGAAACCCGUUAAUGCAAAUGAUCCGGAUAAUUAAAUUUCGGUUUAACCAAUCAUGAUUGAAAUCAAUGUCCCUUUAUCAUGCAUUGUGUUCCCAAUAACAUCGUCUGGAAGAAAGGGUUUCCGGACCAUCGAGGUUUCACUGUAUUAAGACUUUUUAACCUGUAACAUAUUUCUAAAAUUACAAUCAUGUACAUUGAAUAAAGAUACCAGAAUGUUGUCGAAA